This is a messenger RNA of Megalobrama amblycephala (Wuchang bream), 1432 nucleotides long. RefSeq names its product cyclin D3 (gene ccnd3). Lineage: Eukaryota; Metazoa; Chordata; Actinopteri; Cypriniformes; Xenocyprididae. The transcript is spliced from 5 exons. The record is from RefSeq and is a predicted model, not a curated record. Gene Ontology annotation, cellular component: cytoplasm; nucleus; cyclin-dependent protein kinase holoenzyme complex. Gene Ontology annotation, molecular function: cyclin-dependent protein serine/threonine kinase regulator activity. Gene Ontology annotation, biological process: positive regulation of G1/S transition of mitotic cell cycle; regulation of cyclin-dependent protein serine/threonine kinase activity; mitotic cell cycle phase transition. The coding region runs from base 209 to 1039 and encodes 276 amino acids.
GACGUCACAACGAUCGUCGAGAUUCUCGUGAGCGCGGUAACACCGCGCGCCGCAGCUCGCGCACCAGCCCUCCUUCAACUGAACGAAAUAAUGCGUUUUUAUACAUGAAUUCGGCUAAAUGUAUAUUGUAUAUAGUUUGUAGGCCUGUUAAGAGUUUAGUACGCGUAAAUCCCGCGUCUCGCUCGAAGUUUCUGUCAGAAUUACAGUGAUGGAGUUACUCUGUCAUGAACAUGUCGAACUGGACUCGAGCUCUCAGGUAAAGUCCAGACCGCUUCGGGCGUUCAGAGACGCGGUUCUGACACAAGACUCGCGGGUCCAGCAGAACCUGCUGAGCUCGGAGAGACCGAACAUAAUCAAACCCGGUACCGAACAGACCGACGUCCAGCCGUACAUGCGGCGAAUGUUAACAGGGUGGAUGCUGCAGGUGUGUGAGGAUCAGAAGUGCGAGGAGGAGGUGUUUCCUCUGGCCGUUCACUACCUGGACAGGUACAUGUCCCAGAAUCCCGUGCGCAAAUGCCAUCUGCAGCUGCUGGGAACCGUCUGCAUGUUCCUGGCCUCCAAACUCAGGGAAUCGUUUCCUCUGAGCGCCGCCAAGCUGUGCGUCUACACAGACCACGCCGUGACCGUCCCAGAAAUCCUGGAUUGGGAGGUGCUGGUGGUGUCGCGGCUCAACUGGGAUCUGGCCUCAGUGCUGCCCUCUGACUUCCUGGAGCUGCUACUGCAGGCGCUGCCGCUCAAAGCGCAGAACCACGCGGCCGUACGGAGACACGCCCACUCCUACAUCGCCCUGAGCGCCACAGAGCUGAAGUUCUCCCUCUUCACUCCGUCAGCGGUGGCCUGCUCAUGUGUGACGGCGGCUGUUGUCAGACUGAACAUCCAGAAAAACACUUUCACCGCUGACGGCCUCCUGCAGCUCCUGAGGAACAUCCUGGACGUGGACAUGGCGUCUCUGCGCGAGUGUUUCUCGGCUCUGGACGAGACCAUCGACCUGACGCUGCCGUCUCCACCUGAGCUCCAGGGUCAGGACGUCCCGCUCUGACAGGUGGACGCAUCAGAACCACUCAAGUUUGAAUGAACUCUAGCCUUCUCUUUCUGACGGUUGCCGGUUCUGGUGCACUUGUUGACGAUGUUCGCGUUAGUUUUUAAUGUAGCAGAUGUUCUGCACUCGAGCACAUACAGCAUUGCCCUGUCAGACACACACACUGCUGAUUUCAGACACAUCUACUGCUUCUGUCAUUAAUUUAACGCACUCUUCUUUGACAUGUAAUUGAUCAACUUUUUCUCAGUUGUAAACUUGAAAUAUGUGAAAAUAAAAAGCAUAGAUUAGGAUGGUGAAUGCUGGUUUACUCAACACUAACCAGGUCAAUCUCACACACAAAUUCACAUUUCACCCUAAUGCAAAAAAAAAAAAAAAAAUUUGAUUUUAAGAAAA